AUGGACGACUUCUUCGACUGGUUUCAGGCCAACGGCGGCACUGUCGAUCGCCGUGUACUGGGCAUCACUGAGUUCCCUGGAAGUGGUCGCGGCGCCGUCGCACUCUCUGAUAUCCCCGCCGAUCACACUCUCUUUACCCUUCCACGCUCGCUGACUCUCUCUACUCGUACAUCCCCCCUCCCACUCCUAUUUGGCAUCGACAAAUGGCGUGCUCAUAAAUUACACAAAAACUGGGUCGGCUUGAUCCUCUGCAUGAUGUGGGAGGAUGCUCGUGCGCAUGAAGACGUGCCGUGCAUACCUGGAGCCGCCAAAUGGUCCCCUUACAUGCGCACUCUCCCCAUGACCUUUCAUACACCUAUGUUUUGGAGUGAAGACGACCUCCAAGAAUUGAAGGGGACAGCUGUGGUAGACAAAAUAGGCCGGGAGGAUGCCGAGCGUGCAUAUCACGAGACCCUUCUCCCUGCUGUUGAAUCGGCUCCUUCGCUCUUUCCACCGUCUCACCUCUCUCCAUGGUAUACCCUUGAUGCCUACCAUCGCGCCGGGAGCCGCAUCCUUUCGAGGAGUUUCACCAUCAGCAAAUGGACAAACGAUGACGAUCCGGAUGAACAAAACCUCGGCGGCGGGGAUGUUAACGAUCAUGAGUCCGAGAGGGAGCCUGAGGGCCCCAUCUCUGACGAUAUGGACAAUCGUGCUAACACUUCUCUUGGAAGUGCGAUGGAUGUCGACGAACCAGUCACAGGUAGCGAGGGCAACCUUCACCUAGACGAUCAUGACGACACCGAUGACGACGAAGACGACCCUUCAGACGUUGCGAUGGUGCCAAUGGCAGAUUUGCUGAACGCAAGGUGGCGAAGUGAAAACGCAAAACUUUUCUACGAGCCUCACAUGCUCCGAAUGGCAACGACGAAACCCGUCAAAAGGGGAGAACAAAUCUUUAAUACUUAUGGGGACCUGCCCAAUUCGAACCUGUUACGACGGUAUGGUUAUGUUGAUCUCGUCCCCCUGAACGUAGACACCGAGAAGAGGGCGGCUUCGACUCCAGUGGGUAAUCUUUCCCCGGAAGUUGAAGUUACCGUAAAUGUGCUUGGCAACCCUUCGGAUGUCGUAGAGAUUAAGGCGGAUUUGGUCGUUGACGUCGCCUGUUUGCAGUGGGCGACAAAGGAACAGGGAGAAAAGGAUACAACGGACCGGAUUGAGUGGUGGUUGGACGAGGGGGGUGAUGAUUCGUUCGUUCUUUCCUACCAGGGUUGCUUCAACUCGUGUUCGUCAGCACCUUACCAGUUCCCUCGUGAACUUACGGCUUUCAUUGCUCUCCUUCUGCCGAGUGCCGACUUUGCUGCCAUCCGUACCAAAGGAAAGCCGCCGAAGGGUAAACAUUCUGACCCCAAAGUACUGAGCGUGCUCGCGGAGGUGCUGAAGAGGAAGGAAGGGAUGUAUGCAGGGGGGAGUGACGACGAGCAACUCCUCACCUCGGCUUCUCUCACUACAAACAAAAGACACGCCAUUAUUGUUCGGCUGGGUGAAAAGCGGAUUUUGCGUGCUGCACGGGAGAGUGCAGUAAACAUCCUUCAUGCGCUGCUCGAUCAAGCGAGAAUCGAAGACCCUGCCAAGACCAGUGAUAAUCCGAAAGGAAGAAAGAAAGAAAGCGGCAAAGACCGGCCAAGUAGAAAACGCGACUGCGCUGGUCCAAGUACUGGUUCAGGACGUUCCCAAAAAAGAGCACGGCAGUGA
Messenger RNA from Pisolithus orientalis, 1731 nucleotides. Its product is annotated as SET domain-containing protein. The transcript is spliced from 8 exons. Gene Ontology annotation, cellular component: nucleus. Gene Ontology annotation, molecular function: protein-lysine N-methyltransferase activity; protein binding. NCBI's taxonomy places the organism in Eukaryota, Fungi, Basidiomycota, Agaricomycetes, Boletales, Pisolithaceae. The record is from RefSeq and is a predicted model, not a curated record. Bases 1 to 1731 code for a protein of 576 amino acids. Gene Ontology annotation, biological process: peptidyl-lysine monomethylation.